CAGGUUUCUACUGUGUAAUAAACCAUACCCUUUAAGAUGGAAAGUGAUAUAAUUCCUGAAGCAUCUUCACACUGUACUUUUGGGGAGAUUAAAAGACGUGUGAGGGAGAAGAAGAACGGAGCUCUAAAAGUUACAAAGCUGAAUGCUUCCCUUGCAUCUAAAAUUAAAACUAAGAUAAUAAAUAGUUCCUCACUUUUAAAGACUUCACUGAAGAUCAAUAAUAAAGCAUUGGCUAUGUCCCUCAGUAUUGAGAAGGAAAAUUAUCGGAGGCUAAAAAAUGAAAAACUGUUACUGCAGAAGGAAGUAGAUGAGAUGCACUUUCAGAAUGUCUUACUUCGUGAAAAAUUAUUAUGUCUGGUACAUUCUAAAAAAUAUUGUGUGCAGUAACAACUCAUUUGAAAAUGGUUCAUGUUGCCAAAAUAAGGAAUAUUACUAUUUUCA
This is a messenger RNA of Pogona vitticeps (central bearded dragon), 441 nucleotides long. Lineage: Eukaryota; Metazoa; Chordata; Lepidosauria; Squamata; Agamidae. The record is from RefSeq and is a predicted model, not a curated record.